AUGGUAAAACUGAGCGUAUUCUUACAUCUAUGUAACCCGCGGGGCUCAACGCUUUUUGCUUCGACAAUGUCCAAUAACUCUGCCCCCGUAGCAUCAAUUGCCAUGUAUCCACUAGUUCAGAGUACUGAAGAACUUAAUAAGUAUGCACAACUUCUGCAGGUUAUAGAAGAAAUGGGACGUGAUAUAAAGCCCACAUACGCUUGUAAUAAAAAUGCUGCCGAACGUUUAAAAAAAAACAUUCACACAGCACGUAUUCUAAUCCGAGAAUGCGUUGCAGAAUUAGAGAAGAUUACUUAA
Messenger RNA from Protopolystoma xenopodis, 297 nucleotides. The record is from the annotation of a GenBank genome assembly. Lineage: Eukaryota; Metazoa; Platyhelminthes; Monogenea; Polystomatidea; Polystomatidae.